AUGGAUGAAUUAGAAAGAAUUCUCGGAAACCAAACUGAACAGCAAUUACCGAGCGUUCUUACAUGGCUCAGAAAAAUGUUCAUCCAGUACAAUGAUAUACAAAAUCAAAAUCUCAAAGAUUUUAUACUUCAGCUGGAUAAUUUUGUUAGAAAGCAGCUAAAUGUAUAUCACUCACAAGAAAAAAUCUUAAUAGAGAUAGCAUUACGUCUCUUUCUCCGAUUUCUCCGUGGAAAUUCAAUAAAUACAGAACCAGAAAAAUUAAACAAUACAGAUCCUGUGCUGUUUGAAUUGAUAUUUUCACAGCUAAUGGAAAUACCAAACCAUUCAGAUGUUAUAUCUACUUCGCGAGAAAUUUUUAAUGAAACUUUAACAAAUAUAGAGACGGAACAGAAUCCUAUAUCAUUUUAUUCAGCUCCUUCUUGGUUUUAUUCCCAGAAAGUGCUUUCAUUUUUAAGCUCAAAUCUUCCUUUUGCUGAGUUUCAGAAAGAAAUAAGUAAAAUUUUCCAAAUAAUCGAUAAAAUCACCAAAGUCAAUCCCAACUUUUCGACACUUACAUUUCUUGCUGAUGCAUUUAGAUAUCCACAAGCAAAUAUUGCUGAAAAUUAUCAAGAAUAUCAAAAUUUCUACAUUACUCUUUUAAAUUCCUAUUCGUCCAUUCUUAGUUCCGAUAGAUUUCCUCCGUCAACUAUCAUCUCCCUCUUUUUUUCGAGUUGGUGGGGAUUAUUUAAACAAUUUGUUGGUCAAAAGCCUACGCAAGAACUUCCAAGUCAAAUAGAAAUCAUUACUAGACAAUUUGACAAAAUUUCCGGCCAAUUAUACCAUGAUAUGCAAAGAAUGUUUCAAUGGGGCUCAAUGUUUUUGUUCUACUUACAGUUACAAACUACAGAACAGAAAAACAGAACAUUAGUAUUGAUAUGCAAUGCAAUCCGAAGGGUAAUUGACGUAGAACAUCCGAUAAGAUCAAAUUAUAAACAUGAUUUCAUCAAAUACCUUUUCAAUGAGCACAAAAACAACAGAUCAUGGGAAGUUUACAUCAUUAUAAGACACAUUGCCGAUACAAUUUCUUCAAUUAUUUUCCAAACAACAAAUUUCAAUGCUGUUUGCUUUAACGGGCCAACAUCAAUAUUUAGCAACAUUAUACCAAAUCAGAUUUACAAUUAUACCUGCACUUUUGCUGAACAAAGCAGCCAUUUGACAGAUUCUCAUUAUUUCGACUCUCUUUUGAACACAAACUACAAGAUCAUAUUCUUCAAUGAGAAAGAUAAGUAUAUCAAAGCCAUUGAAGAUAUAAUUGUUCACUGGGACACAAUAAAAAGGAAAUUACCAGAAACUGUCAAUUUCUUCAAGCAAUUCAGCACAACUCUUAUCGAAGCCUUCGUAUUUGACGAAGCCAAUAACUACAGGACAGAAACAAAUCGUUCUUACGUUAGAUUAAUUACAAGAAUAUUUAUCCAACUUGCAAUUGCGUUUUCACACGCCAAUUUGAUCGUAAACCAUUUCAUAUUGAACAACAAGUUGUCUGUCCAAGAUCUUUCGCCAAAUGUCUCUCCAUUAAUCUUGAAUUUUAAGAAAACCGACGAAUUCAAGUCCUUCAAAGAGUUAUUUGACGUAAUCAAGAAGAUCAAUCCUUUGUACCAUAACGAUAUCGUAAGAGCCCUUUCUACAGAGUUAUUCAACGCUUGCAAACAAGAAAAAUUAACCUUAAACUUAGUAAAAUUUUUCGAAUCGAUAUGUGUCCAAGAAACACAUCCAUUGAUUGUGAGAUUAGCACAAGUUAUGCUUGAACAGAUACCAGACAGAAUCACGAAUCUUUUCGCUGUCGACACUAAACCGAUAAAUUUAAUUUCUCAAUGGGUAAUUUUCACAAUUAGAUUUGCACAAGCUACGAGACAAGUCUACCGGAAUUCUCCUUUCAUACUAUCCUUGAUUACAUAUAACAGGAUAACUCUUUUCGGUAUUGUCAUCCACUUGAAAAUGCUCACAGUCACUAAACCAAUUUGGGAAAUGGUUGAUGUAAUAACUCAUGUUUUGUUAAAACUGUAUCCAGAUGAAUCGAAUUACGACAUGAAACAAAGGAUCUUCAUUAAACCAAGAGCAUUUAGAAUCACUGAUUCCGAGCGUUGUUCCUUCCUUUUAUCUAUAAGAGAACAGUUCAAAUACGCAAAUGAAACAAAAUCUGCCUUGAAUUUGAACAUUUUCGCUCCGAUGUUGGAAACAGCGUUUAAUACUGAAGAUGAUGGUUGUAUUGAUGCAGCGGGUACAUAUUUGGCACAAGUAAUUGAUUCUUGUAUCGAUGAAUUCAAUGAAAAGAACAAUGAACAUAUCAUGAGAAUUCCGAAAUUGUGGUUCAAAACAAUGAACAAAGCAAAUCCAAAUACAAUGCAAAGUAUUUUGGAACAUACACCACAAUUCUUCAAGAUCUACUUGAAACCUGAGAAACCAACAUUCAAAGAAAACAAUCCAAUAAAAUAUGGUGGUUUCGGAUUCGAUUUGAAUGCAAUUCUUAAAUCAAUUUUGGAUUUAAGUGUUGUUUCAAAAGAUGAAAUUUUCCAUUUAUUGAAUUUAUUGAAUGUUGCAUUCAAUUCUUUCUUGGAACAAAGACCUGAACGAAACCUUGUCUCCAAGGAAACAUUGAUCAACAUGUUCAUACUCUUGAAUUCUUGUUUCUCUAAUGAUUCACAUAAACAGAAAGCCAAGAAAUUAAGUGAUAUGUUGGUCAUCAAAUUCGGUGACAGAUUAUUAGAAAAAGGUGACAAUUUAUUCUUGAUUUCACUUUUCGAAACAAUCGGACAAUUCAAAGCCGAAAUGUUCUUGAACCUUACAGACAUGGCGCAAAACUUGAUCAAGUAUUUACUCGAGAAAGGAUUGACAGAACAUAAAGUUCGUCAAAUCAUUGAUCAUGUUUUAGAUUUGAGUGAUCACAAGUUCAGAUCUAACACUGUUUUGACAACAUUCUCGUAUUUCAUUAAGCACCUCCCAACAGUGUUUACAAUGGCUGAUUGCAGGAUGCUCUUGAAUAUAUCAUCAGAAAACAUGGACGAUUAUUUCAAGACACUUUUCAAGACGUUUAUUGACACUUUUGUCGAUAAUCAAAACGAUCAAGGAAAAGAUGAAUUCCUUAACAUGGUUUAUACAUCAGCCUUGAGCAUGUCGUUCUAUAUCAGACACAUCAUCAAUAAACUGUUCGUUAGAAUCAACAGAAGAAUCAGAGCGUUCAGUUUAUACGAACUCGAAAGUUGUCCAAUACAAAACUUUUAUCAUAAGUUUACUUUGGCAGUUUUCAGUGGAACAAUCACCGAAGCAAAUGAUAUGAUAAUAAGAAGAUCUGCACAGUUAUUCCAGAUGAAUGAUGAAUCAGGUUCAAUUGAAAAAGCGGUUAAAACUGUCACUUUUUCAUGGGCUGUAACAUUAUGUCCAAGUAUAUUUGAAUCAUUCAGAGGAUCACAACAGUUAUUGCAGAUGAUUUGUUUGAGCAUUGUUCACACUUUUUACACGAGAAACUCUUUGUUGGCGGAAUUAGUAACUUUAGCUUUGCAAGCAAUCAAACAAAACGACCACAUCGAACAGAUAAUGACUCCUUAUUUGAAUAAGGCAAUUGCAAGGCCAAUAGAAACAUCUCCUGCAGCAUUGUUCAGUUCGACAAAUCCGAAAUUCUCGAGAAGAGUUAAAAAUAUUCCAGAAAAAACUCCACCGGAAUUUGCUGAAACUCUUGGAUUGGGAAUUAUCGAGUUCGCAAACAAAAAUGAUGAGGAUAGAAUCAAAGCAACAAAUGUUUUCUAUCAUAUGAUGAAAACUCUUUGCUUAAAGACAUUCUUGGCUAAUGAAAACACAAAGAGAUCAUUGAUGAAGAAAGUUUCUGACGACCAACCACUUUUGAAAGCGAUUUUGAAGAGUUUAGUAAAUAUUUACGCGAACCAAAACAUCGCUUACAUCCAAUUGGUAAAGAAAUACGUUAUCAGACUCAUGGUAACAUAUCCCGCUGAAUCAGUUGAUGCUCUUUUGUUCAGUGAAGAUAUUCCUUGCGCUUUCGAUUUCUGUUAUGAUAUGAUUUCAAAUGAUUCUUCUUUGACAAUUUUCACUUCACUUUACCAGAGAAUCAAUUGUGGACCGGAUUGUUUGGGAAUCAAAUCAUUUAUCUACAGGUUAAUACAUGUAUUAACUGAUGAUCCAAAGUUCUGUUCCAUUAAUCUUUCAGAAGGAUUAGAAAAUGCUUUCAAAUUCACUUAUCAACAAUGUUCUGACAACAAAAAGACAUUUGACAAUUACUAUGAUUCUUUGACAGAGAUUUCAUAUGCAUUGAUCAAUUGUUAUGCCUGCAAGUUGUAUCCACAGAACAAGAACAAUUUCUUCAUCUUGAAUUUCACGAAAGUAUUUUCUUUGAAUUAUUUCCAGAAGUCAGAAUUGUAUCAUUACUUCAGACAAAAACUUCUGACAAAAGACAACGAUGAAAUCGCAAUUGGCUUGACUUCAGCAAUAUACAAUGUAUGGCAGAAAUGUGAUCCUACAUUAGUUAAUUGCAUCUUGCCAAAUUGCAUCAAAUGCAUCGAAAGAAAUGAUCCAGAUUUCAUCGACAAACUGUGGAGCGGUGUCAUGAAAAUCAUUGAAGACAAAAGAUAUUUGGGACCAACAUUCCACGCAAUUAAAGAAAUUUUGAGAAUUUCUGCACCAAAACAACCGAUUUUGCAAAGAAUUCUUAAAAUAUCUUCUGAAUCAAUAUCAGAUGGAGAUGUUACAACAAUUGUUUAUGCUUUGAAGUUACUCAAGAAGUUGCAAAUCAUGAAAUUGUUGCCACCAUUUUUGUUCCACAAAAUUUUCAAUUUGUUGUUUUAUUAUUCGAAAUUUUUCGAAUUCCCUUAUCAAAAACAUUCUUUGGGACUUUUGGAAGCCUGCAAAGAGUAUUUAGAGGAUUUGCCAAUUAAAUCCAUCAAAUCACUCCAUCUCUACUGCAACAACUACACACAGAGUUUGAGUGAUUUCAUAAGAUUGGGACAAAUUUUGUCAAAUACUCCUGUUUUACAAAAAUAUCUGCCAUUUUCAUUCAUUUCUGUCAUUUCUAAUGAAAUUUCAAGAAAUUGCAUGUCAGAAAAAUCCAAUGUAAUCAGGAUGUUCACUAAACUGAACAAACUCAAUAAGGAUCUCAUUUUCGAAGGCGAGAAUUUCAACGAACUUGUAAAAAUUGCUUUGAUUUUCAUGGAUCAUAUCAAAGCUCUCAAAAAAUACGAGUUAAUGAUCAAUUUUGUCACUUUUAUCAUGGAACAUGGCAGCAAAGAUUCCAUUGACUCAAGUAUAGUCAGAGCAGUCAAGUUACCAGUGAAUUCAUGUUCAUUGAUGUAUCUCGCGAUUUCUUUGAAAUAUUGGCCGGAAAUUUUCGAAAGAGAUGUUCCACAAAAGGCUGAAAUUAUCGAUAGCGCUAUUAGAUUCACUGAUCCAAACAUCUCUGCUUAUAAACCAAUCUACAGCAUGUUAAUUGACCAUAUCUUCAUUAACAAGGAAUUCUUUUUGUCAAUGAAAAACGUAAUUUUGAAUUAUUUCAAGGAAUUAGUUUUGAAUUUCAACACGAGAAAUACUUCAAGAUUAUUGUUGUUCACUGAUCAUCUCGUCAGAUUCCAUUUAUCUGAUAUCUCUUCAAAUACUUUGGAUUUCUUGUUAUCUAACUAUCCAAAAGUAAAUCCAAAUUAUUUGCCAGGAUACUUUGAAUACCUUGUCAAAACCGUUCUUUCAACGGAUUAUUUGAAUAAUGACCAACAAAUUUUACUCAAAUUUGUUUUCGAUCACAUUGAAGACCAACCUGAAAAUGAAACGACAUUUAUGAAGAUGGCAAGUGAAUUAAUCAAGAGCGAUGAAGUUUGUCCGACAUCCAAAGAAAUGAUCAUUGAUUUCGUCAUCGAAAAAGCUUUCAAUGUUUCAAGCUAUUUAUAUGAAGAUUUCAUUGAAGUUUGUCAAAAAUACGAAAUUGACAUUUCCGUGAAAAUCUUCAACCUCUACGUUAUCGCAGCAAGUUCUGAUGAUAAUCCAAUGAGAAUCAAUGCAAUCGAUCACAUCAAAUCUUAUCUUCCGUUAGAAGACAUUUCAAAGGCAGCCUUUUUACUCAAAAACUAUUUGAAUAUUUCUCUUUGGAGAGACAGAUUUUUGCCGGUUAUCGCGGCGGUUUUGACACCAAAAGACGGUUGUUAUUAUCCAUUGUUUAGUUUGAGUCAUUUAUUGACGAGAGUUGGUGAUGAACUGAUUGAAACAGUUUUGAUCAAUGUUAUAAACGAAGAAAAUCAAGAUGAAUUCGCUGAUUUGUUGAGAAUUUUGACAUCAAUCAAAAACAAGAAAUAUUAUGUCAAGAUUUUAUCAGCAUUGAUUCACACAUUUUACAUUAAACACAUCAAAGUUCCAUUGAACACAGCUGAGAGAGCAUUGAAGUACUCUUUCGAUCCAUUGAUGUCUUCCGCUUUCUUUGAUGCCGAUGAAGUUCCUUCCAUUCAAAAAUUCAAACCGAAUGUGAAUAACGAUGCAAUCUUUUCAUUCUAUUCUCCAAGAUGGAGCAACCAAGAAAGAACAGCCGCAGCUCUAACAAUGCUACAACAAUACCAGACUGCUGAUAUUGUCUUCCAAGAUAUGCCAAGGCCGGAAUGCAAAGUUCUUUUCGCAUUGAAAUCGAUGCAAAACAGAUUCAACAUCAACAAAACGAACAAAUUAGUUAAUAACGUUUUCUUGAUGAUGAGAAAGACAGAAAACGCUGUUGAUGAAACAAUCGAAGCACUCAGGGACAUGGGCGAGAAGUGCAGGGACAAAUUGGUUCAGCCAACACAAGAAGCUGAACAAAGAGUACUUUCUAAUUUGAUUUAUUCCUUGACGAAAAGGAAAUACAAAUCAAUAUUCGAGAAAGAAAGAGUUAUCAUGAUCAUGUGUGCAAUGGAUAUUUUCAGGAAGUCAUUACGUAAUGAGAAAUAUCAAUUGUUAGACAUGUCACAGUUGAUUUCUCCUUCUCUUUUCACUGGUUAUGAAAUAAUGAUUUCAAAUGUCCACGCAAUUCCUAAGAGAAGAAUGGCCGACCAAAUUCCAAAUUCACCAUGUUACCUUUUGUUGCAACCAAGUUUCGCUUAUGAAUUACCAACAAUUUUGGGAUUCACAGAAGGUGGAUUAGUUGCAGCAGGAAGUGAACAAAUCUCCAAUUUCUUCCAAACAAUGGGACGAAACAUCCAAGAAAACAAAAUGACGAAUAACGAGUGGUAUUCGAUGAUGAUUUUCUCGUUCAAUGUUUUCAUGGCGUUCCAAUCUCCAGAAACGUUUUCCACUGUCUUCAACGCUUGUGCGAAAGUUGCUGUGACACAACCAAGUUACGCAAGGAAACACACAGCUGUUGCAAUGAUGUUGACAUUGAUUAAUCACGCGGCAACAACAGGAACUCCAGAAUACAUCAAAAGUGUUCAAGACAACAGUGGAAUCUUCGCCAAAGAUAACACUUAUAUCUGGAGAACAUGGUUGCAGCAUUUCAUCACUCUCGGAAAACACAGAUGGUUGUUUGAUUUGGCACAUGAUAUUUUCAUGGAAAUGCCACAAAGAGCAUUGAUUUCUGCACAACAGUUAGAAGCUCGUGACGUUGCAGACUUGUUACAAAGGAAAUGGGCAAAUGAUAAUGCUCCUUCACAACUUCGUGAACUUGAAGUUUUCGAGAAUUAUUGUUCAUUAAUUUUCCAAAAUAAUCCAAGAGAAAUUGCUCGUUUUAAUGUUCUUUGUAAAUUUGUUGAACAAGUUUUAUAUGUCGAUGAUCCAACAACAAUCGACAUUAAUGAACUGUUAACAGUUGGAAGAUACAUUAAUCCAUUGCAACAAGCAGCUUCUAAAUUAAAUAUUGUUGAUGUUGAAAAGAUCUCCGAUUUCUGUCAGUUCCAUUCACAAUGCAAACAAAACCAGAACGACAUCGAAGGUUUUGUUCAACGAUAUUUCGAAUUGGAUAUCAAUUUCGAUGUCAUUGAACAGAUCAAUCGAACAUUCAUGGAAGUCAGCAACGGGAACAUGUUGACACUUAAGAAACACAAUGACAUUUAUUCACACAUUUCAUUGUAUUAUUUGCACAAGAAUUUCGAUUACAUCAACGACAACAUUUUGUUGAUGAAAUUCAUGUCAUCAGAAGGCAACAACACUACUAUCAUCAUCAGUCCUACUCGGUCAUCACUCGAAGCCGUUUUCAUGGAGUCAUUCACAAACUUCACAUACACAGCACACGACAUCAUGUCAGCAACAUAUUUAUCACGAAUCAGAAACAUCAAUUAUCCUAUUUACGAAUAUUUCCAGAUUGGCAAAGAUUACGCUAUGAUCAUGGUUGCUGCCGAAUACAAGAGUCUUUCACAGAUCUUCGUCCAACAUGAGCGAAUGUACAUCGACGAGUUCAUCAAAUCAGAAAGAGAUGUCAAUGAAUUACCCGACACCGCUCUUUUGCAAUACAUGAGUUCGAAGUGGGAUAUCCAAUCAUUCGUCAAAUUCCGAACAUAUUUCAUGCGUUCACAUGCUAUUUCUGCCGUCAUCGGCAAUCUUCUUGCAGUUGAUUAUCCUACAGCAGAGACAUGCUGUAUCUUGUUCAACGCUACAUCAGCAAGGAUUGUUGAUCCAUCAGGCAUCGGCAAAUGUCCAGGAUGUCCGAACUUCAGGAUGUCUAAGAACUAUGCUCGAUUCUAUGGUCCAAACUUCGAAGGCGAAUUCUCACUUGCUAUGGCCGCCGCCGCACAUUCAUUUGUUAUGGAAAUCUCCGCUAUGAGAGCCAUUCUCCACCAGAUUCUUACAGACAGCGACAACUCAUUGUCAGGUGAUUUCUAUAAACUUCAUUCGAUGGCUGAACAGUUCGAGAACAGAGUUAUUGCAUUUUCACCUCCACAUCCAUGCAACACAUCUAAAGACAGCUGCAUUCGCUGGUACCAGAACAUCCUUGAUGUCAUUGAAGCCACGAAAGCAACAGAUUUACCAAAACACUACUUCCCAUGGUUCUAA
Molecule: messenger RNA, 8973 nt
Organism: Trichomonas vaginalis G3
Lineage: Eukaryota; Parabasalia; Trichomonadida; Trichomonadidae
Exons: 1
Coding region: 1-8973 (2990 amino acids)
Source: RefSeq, a predicted model, not a curated record